Periophthalmus magnuspinnatus is the source of this 1200-nucleotide messenger RNA. RefSeq lists its product as uncharacterized. NCBI's taxonomy places the organism in Eukaryota, Metazoa, Chordata, Actinopteri, Gobiiformes, Gobiidae. The record is from RefSeq and is a predicted model, not a curated record. The transcript has 3 exons. Bases 73 to 903 code for a protein of 276 amino acids.
CUGCCGUGUGACCUCUGUGCGGAUUUGAUAGUGUUUGUCCGUGUUUGUGUCUGAAAUGUCUCAGGACUGGACAUGGUGCAGCUCAAAGACUGUCUACUGCUGCUUCUCCUCCUCACAGAUACAUCACUGGUCCUACUCUCUGACAUAUGCAGUGGACACAUGGACUUGUCCCAGAUGCCUAUGGGACGUUUGACUUUCAAUCCAAAGCAGGGGACAGACCAAACCAAGAGGACACUUGUGGUUUGCACUCAGACUUUGGAGAUCCCAGCACGUCAUACUGUACUGCUAAAGUUAGUGUGGCUGGAGAGGGCGUCAAACAUGUCCCUGUUGUGCGUUUGGGGCACAAAGGAGUGGACACUGGCUGUGGGGGACACUGCCCUGCUUUCUGGAUGUGACCAAAACAAAGCCAAUCUCACUUGGACCGGAGCAGGGCAUUCCUCAAAUGCUUUCCAGCUCUUCUACAAUGUUCAGGAGGACGAGAAAAGCUCCACAGAGACCAACACCAACCCAGACUCACACCCCAACAUCUUCACCUCUUCUCCAGACACCACCACUGAUCAUAGUCCCUUUUCUGAGAGUGCAGAUCUUUCAGGGAAUUCAACCCGCAACUCUGGGCUGAUACAGCCCACCACCACCUCCCCCUCCGUCUCUGGAAGCACUGGCAGGGAAGCUUCUAUAUUUCCUGGGGAAGAAUGGAACAAUGGACCGGAUACAUCUGGAGCGACACGGCGCACUGAUAGUCCUGGUACACUGGACUAUUUUAACACACAACAUUCAGUUCGAAGUUUGGAUUUUAUGACAUCUCAAAAUGCAAAUUUACAAACUUUCUCAGAAUCAAAUGAAGUGACAACUAACAGCGAAACAUCUAUAAGCACUGGAUUCUACACAACUACUGGCCACUAAAAGUUUGAGAACACAUUAUAAAGAGCUAAUCAAAGCUGGCAGCAUCCAUUUUGAAUACUUGGCUAGCACUAGCAGUUCAGUGGAAAAAAAUUGGCAACUGGGUAAUCAUCUUAACAUCUAACAUCUUGGACUAGCAGAAUUUGGAGAAAGUGGCAAAGACGAGGCAAAAACAACAGAAAGAAAUGAUCUGUUCCCCACAAAUUCUUAUUCCCCACAACCUCUCACAACAAGCACUGAACUUAAACAUAUGUCUACUGAGUCAAUGUCAACUCUGUCACCAGGAACUCUAGCUAAUCA